AUGUCUGUGGCCGAAUACACUCUGGAGUUUGAUCGGCUGUCCAAAUUUGCUGGUGAUCUGGUGGCUACAGAUUUCACCAAAAAAAAAAAGAAAUAUGUUAGAGGACUUAAUGCCACAAUCAAGGCUGAUGCUGGUCCUUCUACUGUGACAGGUCAGCUUUCUGUUGCUGGUACUUUAUUGACUGUGUUAAUUGAUUCUGGUGCGACGCAUUCUUAUAUUUCAAGUAGAAUAAUUGAGCAGCUGAAUAAACCUAGUGAUGUGCUUUCUAGAGGUUUUGGAACCUUGUUGCCUACUGGGGAGUUGGUUAUCUCCAGCAGGUGGGUUCGAUCCCUUCCAGUGUUUGUGGAAGGAAGAGAGUUAUCAGUUGAUCUGAUAGAAUUAAAUCUGGAGGAUUUUGAUGUUAUUUUGGGGAUGGAUUGGCUUGCUAAAUACAACGCCACCAUUGACUGUAAACGAAAGAUGGUAACUUUUCAGCCUGAGGGCGAGGACCCCUUUGUAUUUGUGGGGAUUUGUUGUGUGAGAAGUGUUGUGGAUAUUUCCAGGGAACCACUAGCGGGACCGGAGCAUGUCCCAGUGGUUCGAGAAUUUCUGGAUGUGUUCCCAGAAGAGUUACCAGGGUUGCCACCAAAACGUGAAAUUGAUUUUGAGAUUGAUUUAAUACCAGGAGCUGAGCCGGUAUCGAAAGCUCCCUACAGGAUGGCACCUGCAGAGCUGAAAGAGUUAAAAGUUCAAUUACAGGGGAUGAUGGGAGAGGAGGAUAUUCCCAAGACAGCUUUUCGGACCCGGUAUGGUCAUUAUGAAUUCCUGGUAAUGUCCUUCGGAUUAACAAAUGCCCCGGCAGCAUUUAUGGACUUGAUGAACCGAGUGUUCAAAGAUUUUCUGGAUGAUUUUGUUAUUGUCUUUAUCGAUGAUAUUCUAAUUUAUUCAGACUCGGAAGAGACUCACGAAAGACAUCUUCGAAUGGUAUUACAACGUCUGAGGGAGCAUAAGUUGUAUGCCAAGUUUAAGAAAUGUGAAUUCUGGUUACCUCAGGUGAGUUUCUUGGGGCAUGUGGUGAGUAAAGAUGGUAUUUUAGUGGAUCCAGUAAAGAUUGAAGCACUGCGUGACUGGCCUCGACCUAAGUCAGCAACUGAAGUUAGAAGUUUCCUGGGGUUAGCAGGGUAUUACCGAAGAUUUGUUGAGGGCUUUGCAAAGAUUUCUACGCCUUUAACUGAGUUGACCCGAAAGAAUUGUAAGUUUGUUUGGACUGACAAGUGUGAAGGUAGUUUUCAGGAAUUGAAGCAAAGGUUGAUUACCGCUUCGGUGCUAACCUUACCAAAAGGUGAUGAAAAGUUUGUGAUUUAUUGUGAUGCAUCCAAACAAGGGUUAGGUUGUGUUCUUAUGCAGUCAGGGAAAGUGAUUGCUUAUGCAUCCAGGCAAUUGAAGGAGUAUGAACAACGAUAUCCUACCCAUGAUAUUGAAUUAGCAGCUGUUGUCUUUGCACUAAAAGUUUGGCGUCACUAUCUAUACGGUGAGAAGUGUGAAAUUUAUACAGAUCACAAAAGCCUCAAGUACUUUUUCACUCAGAAGGAUUUAAAUAUGAGGCAACGACGAUGGUUAGAACUGGUCAAAGAUUAUGACUGCGAGAUUCUCUACCACCCUGCAAUGGGUACUAAGUUGAAAUUCAGUACAGCUUUUCAUCCUCAAACCGAUGGUCAAUCUGAAAGGACUAUCCAGAUACUUGAGGAUAUGUUGAGAGCAUGUGUAAUGGACUUUGAAGGUUCUUGGAACAUUACUGCAGUGGAUACCAGCCAACCUGUGACAUCUGGACCUGAGAGUACAAGAUUGGAGAAGCUCCGUGCUGCGGUGAACCUUGCAUUUGAAGAGCAAAGGCAUCUGUUCGCUGAAUGGAGGGAUAAAGAGGUGGAAACGUUGAGGGCUCAACAUGCAGCCAUUGACAACCGAACAAGACAGGCCACCUCACAAGUUCCACCUGUGGGCCCAGUGGUAGGCGGCCAGACCUUAUCUAGUAAUUCGUCAGGAGAGGUUAUACCUAAUAACUCCACCGAGGUUAAUGGUUUUGGCCAGGUGAUCAGUCAAACCAACAAGUCACUGAGACAACCAAGGAGAGGGUUAGACGAGCAGUAUGUCGCACCAGCCACUACACCUAGGGCUCGUGUUCAAAAUCCCGCUCAAAGAGAUUCUGACGUGACUCUGGUCGGCCAAGAGACUGAAGAAGUAAAUCCAUCUGUGCAGGCACAGUUGGAUGAACUAAAAAAUAUGUUCCAAGGUCUGGCCAGUCAGAAGAACAAUGACCUCGAGUUGGACCGAGCACGUGGAACCCCUUUCUCCCCAGAGAUCAAUGUCCUAGAGUUGCCUCACAAGUUCAUGAUGCCAACCUGGAAGAUGUAUACUGGGAAGGAAGAUCCCUUAUCACAUGUUAAGUAUUUUGAAAUGCAAAUGGACCUACAACGAGCUUUCUCCUCAGAAUUUCAUGCGCAAUUCUCUUAUUCUUGCAAACUCCCAUUGCAUUUGGAAGACCUGGUCGAAGUGAAGCAAAGGCCAGGAGAACCUCUCCAAGCUUAUAUCAGCAGAUUCAUGAUAGAGGCAACGAAGGUUGUAUGGUUGACUGAAGAAGGGAAAUUGACCGUGAUACUGGAGGGCAUUGAAGUUCUCGGAGAACUUGGAAGGAUAUCAAAAGAGACAGACCAGUAUAUUCCAUGA
This is a messenger RNA of Cannabis sativa, 2703 nucleotides long. RefSeq lists its product as uncharacterized. The transcript has 10 exons. The record is from RefSeq and is a predicted model, not a curated record. Lineage: Eukaryota; Viridiplantae; Streptophyta; Magnoliopsida; Rosales; Cannabaceae. The coding region runs from base 1 to 2703 and encodes 900 amino acids. Gene Ontology annotation, biological process: proteolysis. Gene Ontology annotation, molecular function: aspartic-type endopeptidase activity; nucleic acid binding.